AACUCUGACGGCCCGGCGUGUUUUACCGCAGUACCGCUCAGUCAGCGCGCGUUGCGGCACUGCGGCCGGAAAACCGAGAGCGAGCCGAGCCGAGCGCGAGACACCGGUUACAGCAACGCGCGGCAAAUCAGAGCAGCGGAGCGCACACAGCAGCUGAUAUUAAUAAUAAUACUAAUAGUAUUACUAUCCUUAUUAUUAGCAGUGCGCGUGUCUCAGGACCAUGGCGAAGGAAGAGGACAAGAAGAAGUCCGGGGAGUGGCGGGAAUUCUUCUGGAACCCGAGGACGCACGAGCUGCUGGGCAGAACCGCGAGCAGCUGGGGUCUGAUCCUGCUGUUUUAUUUGGUGUUCUACACCUUUUUGGCUGGAAUGUUCUGCCUCACCAUGUAUGUGAUGCUCCUCACGCUUGACGACUACAAGCCCACCUGGCAGGACCGGCUAGCUACACCAGGUUUAAUGAUCAGGCCUAAAGGAUCCAGUAUGGAGAUCCAAUAUAGCAAGCAGAAUACGGAAAGCUGGGAUAAGUACGUUAAGACGCUCAACAGCUUCCUCACUCCCUAUGAUAACUCUCAGCAGGUAAUGAACAAUGAUCCUUGCACCCCAGAUAAGUACUUUAUUCAGGAGGACAGCGGUUCUGUGCGCAACAACCCCAAGCGCUCCUGUCAGUUUAACCGCACCGUGCUGGGGGAUUGUGACGGCCUGACUGAUCCCAACUACGGCUACAGAGAUGGCAAACCCUGCAUUUUCAUCAAACUCAACCGGGUGAUUGGAAUGUUGCCAGGGAAGGACGGACAGUCUCCUUACGUCACCUGUGGAGCAAAGAGAUACAAAGUGGGAGAAGAUGAGUGGAGGGAGGACAGUGAGUUGUUAGGUGACAUGGCAUAUUUUCCUUCAAACGCAUCCUUUAAUCUGAUGUACUACCCUUACUAUGGAAAAAAAGCACAGGUGAACUACUCUCAGCCUCUGGUGGCGGUGAAGUUCCUGAACUUGACUCUGAACACUGACGUGAACGUGGAGUGUAAAAUUAACUCCAACACCAUUAGCGAUUUCAGUGAAAGAGACAAGUUCGCCGGCAGAGUUUCAUUUAAAUUGCGCAUUGAAGACUAAUGCAGACUCACUGACACACACAUAGACAUACACUUACCCACAUACAGUAGUGUACACACUCUACACAUACACUUACACAAAUACAUUUACACACACACACAUGCACACACUCAUGAACAUACUUAAAAACUACAAAUAAACUUAAAAAAUUCAAACACACAUACACACUUACAUUUACACUGACUGAAACACACAGCACACACACAUUAACACUUUGCGCAUUAGCACUGACAUACCCCCUCCACCCCCCCUCACACACACACAGGUGUUCUACCAGAUGUGUGCAGUCCCUCUAAUACUUAAGCAUUAACAUACUAUGACCCUCUGUGUGUGUGUGUGAGAGCAGGAGAUUAUGGGAGUCCUGUGUAUGUGUGUGUUGUAUAAACCAUUCCAGAGUGGAAGCGAAACUGAAGUCCUUCAGUCGUCCUCAACUAAAACUGCCCUACAGACCAGUGACAUCACAGCUUUCCACAGCCAAUCAGAUCAGUGUACGGCUGGGGACAGAAAAACAGUGCAGGAAGUGGUCAGGGCUGAGUGGGUGUGGCCUGUUUGUACUGUGUUCUGAAUGGUCUGUGUACUGUAGCUUUAACAGUACAUUUAUUACAGUAUUUAUUUAUACACGUUUAUUUAUACACGUUGUUAUAUAUGUUAGGAUGCUGAUACUGUACAUAUCAAUAACCAAUAAUCAAUAACCAAUAAUCAAUAACCAUUAUCAUGUUCAUCAGUUACGGAAUGCACUGAUCACUGAAUAGAGCCAUAAGGAUCAAUCUGUGCUGAGAGAGAGAGAGAGAGAGAGAGAGAGAGAGAAAGAGAAAGAGAAAGAAAGAGUGAGAAAGAUGAUAUAGAAAAUGACAGAGAUGUGUAUAUAUAUUUAUGUAUAGAGAAAGAGAGAAAAUGUGAGAAAAAGAGAGAAAGAUGAGAGAGGUAUUGUGUGUGUGCUGUUAUUCUCCUUUCAUAUUCUGCGUCUCGUCUGAUAUCUCUCUAAUCUCUCUAAUCCUAAUCCACACAAACACACACACACACAGUGUACCAUAGCUCCGCCCCCUUCCCCCUCUGUCAGUAACACUCGUCUGUCUGUUCUGUCCAUUAGCACUGAAAACACACUAAUCUCUCUCUCUCUCUCUCUCUCUCUCUCUCUAUCUCUCUCUCUUUUUCUCUGUCUCUUCUCUCUCUCCAGCAGUACUGCUGUGUUGCUAAAGGUUUACACGUCUGUUUACAUAUUUAUUAUUUAUUAUUAUUAUUAUUAUUUAAAUGUCUUUAUGUUCUAUUGUGGGUGUUACUGUGUCUAGUCUUAAAUAUUGGGGGCCUGAUGCGCUACUCGCAGGGUGCACACACACACACUCACUCUCACACAUACACUCGCACAUACACUCGCACAUACAUUAAUACAUUAAUACACAAACACACACACACACACACACCCUGCGGAGUCUGUGUAACAGUGAAGAGUCCGAGUUUAAUCAUCCGCAAAGCCAACGGAGACAAAUUUAGGAACAGAACGUAAAAAUCCACCUCAGGAUUUAGUUCCAGCAGCCUGGAUGCAGUUCCUAGGCAGUAGGGACGAUAUCCCAGAGUGGAUUUGAACAUUCCAGUUCUGCGUUUGUGACCUCUGCACUAAGCAAUAGUGAUCUGUGUGUAAAUAGAAGGAGUGAUACCACGAAAAAUGGAUGUGUGUGCGUGUGAACGGAUUUGCCAAGAUUAAUCCCCGUAAAAAUCGGAACGUUCUCUCUGUUCUAUCAUUUUUUUUUCUAAAACAAAUGUCUGUUCAUUAGCAUCCUUUAGCACAGCACUAUUUAAAUAUGAAACUCCAAUAUUAGAAUUUUAAUGUUAGCGUAGUUAGCCUUCUGCUCUUUAUUUUUAAUUAUUAUUAUUUUCACUUUUGCUUGUGUAAUUUAGCAUUUGGAUGUUAGCGCAAUGCUAAUGCAAGUUAGCAUCUGGAUGUUUAGCACAUUUAUAGGACUUCACAGUUAGGCAGCAGCAGCUCGGGUUAGCAUAUAUCGAAGGUUAGCAUGUGUUUUUCCAUAUAGACAUGCCCCACUGCAGGUUAGCGUGCAGCUAACUGCUAGUUGGUGCGGCGCCUGCUGGCACAGCGUGAGCUCAAACAUUAGCUUGAACCUUUAGUUAAGAACAGUGCUAACAGGUUUAGCUCGAGACUAGUUAGUCUAGCACUGUUUAGUAUAGAGACGUUAGCCUGCUUGCGUGCAGGUGGCCUGUUUAUGUGGCGCAGAGGCGCACCUUUUCCCAUUCCCCCCGAUUUUACCAAACCCUCCCCUCAAUUUGAAUUGACGCUGUGCUUUUUUCGUUUGUUUGUUUGUUUGCUACCUUGUUUUUGUCUGCUAAUGUCUGUAUGUGUGUUGCUACACAUGAAAAGAAGCUGACCCACACACUAUCAGCAACUAGCAUUAGCCAUCACUCAUCGCCACCUCAGCACCUCUGAUGAAAGUGUGUAAUGUUUACACAGGGCUGCUGGUAGUUAGCCUGAAUGCUAAGCUAAUGCUGCCAGGAUUUCCCCCCAGAGCCUGUUGGCACUCUCAUGUGGUCCUCUGUUAGUGUACAGGCAUGAAAUUGGCAGCCGCAGAGCUGCCCAACCUGCUGCGGGUUUAUUAGCUGGUAGCUAGCAGGGCGUGUUAGCAGAUGGCUCAAAAGGAUGCAGGCUGUGUUUACUGAUAAGCCAUUGUGGGUGUGUUAGAAGACAGCUAGCAGAAUGUGUUAACAUGUGACUAGGGGGGUUGUGGGGGGGUGUUAGGGGAUGGACUGUGUUGUGGGUUUGUUAGCACGGGGCUAGCAGGGUGUGCAGGAUGUGUUCACGACUUGACCUAGGUUGGGUGUGUUGAUGAAUAUCUAGGUGGGUGUGCUAGCUGAAGGCUAACAAAAACGUAUUAGCAGAAGGCAGGGCUAACAUGGACGUGUUAGCAGAUGGUAAAAAGUGUGUAAUAAGAGUUCUGUCGGUGUGAGAGCAGCGAUACAGUAUUAAUGCUAACACUUGCGCGCACACACACAUACACACACACUGCCACUCAGACAGUCACACAAGUACAGUGUAACUCUGCUGAUCAGAAAACUAGCCAACAAACACCCCCCCACACUGUGUGUUUGUAGAAUCCCAGUAGAACGGGUUGGUUUAUUUCCCUGUGUGUGAGAAAUGGCAUCAACACAUACUCAGCGUUUUACACACUGACCCAAACACACACACACACACACGCAUAUAUACACACACACAGCUGUUUUCCCACCUCACGCUUUGUCCCCCCAUCCUCCUCCUGCCUGUGUACUCCUCCGUCACUCACAGUGAGAGUGUUCUCCUCCAUCCUCUCAGUUCUGUUGCCGUAGAAACGCAGAUCAUUAAUGUGUGUAUCUGAAUAUCCUGAAUAUCCUGUUCUAUUAUUAAUGCCUGAGAUGAAACUUGUGGAUCUUAUAUUCAAAUCAACAGAAUAUCAUUAUAAACUAAAAUGGAAAAUAUGAAAUAAACAUUUUGUGUUUUAAAAAGAGAA
Astyanax mexicanus (Mexican tetra) is the source of this 4596-nucleotide messenger RNA. RefSeq names its product ATPase Na+/K+ transporting subunit beta 2a (gene atp1b2a). Gene Ontology annotation, molecular function: ATPase activator activity. The coding region runs from base 221 to 1105 and encodes 294 amino acids. The record is from RefSeq and is a predicted model, not a curated record. Gene Ontology annotation, cellular component: sodium:potassium-exchanging ATPase complex. NCBI's taxonomy places the organism in Eukaryota, Metazoa, Chordata, Actinopteri, Characiformes, Acestrorhamphidae. Gene Ontology annotation, biological process: intracellular sodium ion homeostasis; sodium ion export across plasma membrane; potassium ion import across plasma membrane. The transcript has 8 exons.